AAUCUGAUUGGUCAGUUUGGCUUUUUAUUGACCUCCCACUCUAACUUCUGUUUGGGUUUGUUUGCUGUCAACUCAGCCGGGCGGAGAUUCAUGGGGCAGCGUAUUAAAAUACACCUCUGGGUGACCUCUGCUGCAGUCUGGAGUGUUUUUUUCAAGUGGGGUGGGGUUAUAAACAAAGAGCAGGGAGGAGCAAUUACAACCACCAAUGUGUAUUUGUGGGGCGUGGACAGAGGGGAAGUAAAUGUGCAUGAGAAAGCUGUGCAGUCCGGGUCUGUAAUAGUUUGCUGAAAGCUCCUUUAUCAUGAGUUCUGAAACAACUGGAGAAACUGUAACGCUGAAGACAGAGGAAGGAGCAGCAGCAGCUGGUGACGCUGCAGGGAAACGUGAUUGGAAAUGCCCCAUGGGUGAUCGUCAUAUCCACAGAGAUGAUGUGAGAAAGGCUUGGAAAGAGUGCCAGGAGGAGAGCUUCUGGUACAGAGCUCUUCCUCUCUCUCUGGGAAGUAUGGCUGUCACUGGCGGUCUCAUCUACAACGGAGUUUGGAACUCGUCAAAGAGAUUGGGUCCCUUUCCAAAACUAGCAGUUGCUGGGAUCCUUGGUUUCGCAGUGGGAAAAGCAUCUUAUGUUGGAACUUGUCGAGGCAAGCUUCAGGAGCUGGGCCUGAAGGAUGGACCAGGAUUUGGGCCCUGGUCUGAGGGAGGUCGUGGACCCUGGAAAUCUGGUCCUGGACACAGAUCCUGCCAUCAUGUGUGUGAUGAAUGUAAGAAAAAAGGGGACGCUUCACCUGCACCUGCAGAACAAACUAAAGUCUAGAGCCUCAUCAGAGACCUGAAGGACUGUGUGUCAGAGAGGAUUCAUCAGUUGCAGCUUUUCUGUUUAUUAAAUGAUAUAAAUUCUGCAUGUAAUUUUUCCAAUGUAUCAGACGUAGUGUAAAUAAUAUUCAUUCACUCGAAACAAUGCACUGACUUGACAGCAGAGGGAGCUGAAAUCCCUUCCUGUCAUAGAUCCUUGUGUAAAGUUUUGAACAAGCAUCACCAAAGAAAGAAAAACAGUACCAGCAGUAA
Molecule: messenger RNA, 1062 nt
Organism: Labrus mixtus (cuckoo wrasse)
Lineage: Eukaryota; Metazoa; Chordata; Actinopteri; Labriformes; Labridae
Gene: ociad2
Product: OCIA domain containing 2
Exons: 8
Coding region: 302-811 (169 amino acids)
Cellular component (GO): mitochondrial inner membrane
Source: RefSeq, a predicted model, not a curated record